AUGUCUAGAAUUAGUGAUUUUGAAAUACUCAACCGUUUGGGUGAAGGAUCCUAUAGUUAAGUUUAUAAAGUUAUCAGGAAAUCAGAUCAACAAAUUUAUGCUAUGAAGAAAGUUAAACUUUUUGAUUUGAAAGAAAAAGAAAAGGAAAAUGCUCUUAACGAAGUUAGAAUAUUGGCUUCAUUUGAUGAUCCCAAUAUUAUUAAUUACAAAGAUGCUUUUAUAGAUGAUAAUAUGCUAUAUAUAAUUAUGGAAUUUGCUACAUAAGGUGAUUUACAAAACAAAAUCAAAUAAGCUGGCAAUUAAUUAUUACCUGAAACAGANUAUUUAAAGAGUGUUAAUAAUGAUGCUUCAGCAAUAACAAGAGAUUAUGUUAGAAAUUCAUCUCUUUUAAUUAAUUUAGCCAAAGCUAUUGGUAGAUUGGUAGUUUCAUAUAAGGAAAUUUAAUAAUUGGCAGGAUAUACAACUUUAGUAGCUGAAUUAGAUGAAGUAUUAAAGGAUUUAAUAAAUGGUAAGUAUAUGAGAACAAUGUUGUAAAGUAAUGAAAAUUAACCAGGAUAUUUUGCAUAGAAAUAAUCAUUAGUAUCUAUGAAUAGAGGUUAAAUAGUUGAAACAGAAAAUACAAUUAAAUUUGAAGAAGUCCCUAUUAUAUCACCAAAUAAUGAUAUAUUGGCAUAAAAAAUGACAUUUGAAGUAAAAUAUAAUAUUUAUAUAUAAGAUUCAACCAAAUAUGAAUUGUAUUGUAACAGGUCCAAAUGGAUGUGGAAAAUCAUCAUUAUUUAGAAUUUUAGGUGGUUUAUGGCCAAUUUCAAGUGGUAAAUUAUAUAGACCACAUAUUGAUAAAUUAUUCUACAUUCCUUAAAGACCUUAUUUACCUGCUGGAACAUUAAGAGAUUAAAUUAUAUAUCCACAUACAAAAUUAUAAAUGUUAAGAAAGAAAGUAACAGAUGAUGAUUUAACUGAAUUAUUGAGAUUAGUUCAUUUGGAUUAUUUAGUUGUAAGAGAAGGAGGAUAUGAUAAAUGUAAUGAUUGGAAUGAUGUAUUGAGUGGAGGUGAAAAAUAAAGAAUUGCUAUGGCUAGACUAUUUUAUCAUAAACCAGUAUUUGCCAUAUUAGGUAUAGAUUUUUUAUUAUAUUCUUAGAUGAAUGCACUAGUGCAGUCUCAAUGGAUGUAGAAGCUACCUUAUAUUAAACUGCUAAGAUGUUAGGAAUCACUCUCUUCACAGUUAGUCAUAGACCUUCAUUAUUUAAACAUCAUGAUUAUAUGAUCUAAUUUGAUGGAGAAUAAGGUUGGAAUUUUAAAAAGAUAGAACAUAGUUCAGAAUGA
Molecule: messenger RNA, 1323 nt
Organism: Paramecium pentaurelia
Lineage: Eukaryota; Ciliophora; Oligohymenophorea; Peniculida; Parameciidae
Source: the annotation of a GenBank genome assembly